AUGAACAAUCUCAGGCAUGGCAGGCACUCAAGGACCUUUUUUUGGAGGUGUCGCAUCCAGAUGAUCGCUGGCAUCCCAGGCACACCAGGCCCUUUCCCGGAGCUUCUGGAGCAGGGUGGUCCCCGAAAGGCAUCCAUAUAUGCAAGCCACUUGUGCCAGGUCUUGGGAGCCGUUUUGUCAACCUCGUUGCUUGCUGGCUGGCUGGUUUUUUUGGCCACUCGUGAACGUGGGGGCCUGCUUCUGAGUCAUCAUGCGAGUAUUUGCAACAUCAUGAGAUGGGCGCAUGGGCCAUGCAGCCCGGGAAUUUGGAAACACGGUGACCUGAUCAGCCAGCGUUCCAACGUGGCUGAACCAAAAGGGAGGCGGCUGCAGCGAGAGAGUAACUCAGAACACGUUUUGGCUGCUGCGAGUGCUCCAUAUUUUGAUCAUGUUGUUUUGAUGCCACAGCAAUGCAGUCAAGAUGAGGAUACGCUAUACGAAUCACACAGACCGCUUACAGAAGAACUGUAG
Akanthomyces muscarius is the source of this 510-nucleotide messenger RNA. RefSeq lists its product as uncharacterized. The transcript is spliced from 6 exons. Bases 1 to 510 code for a protein of 169 amino acids. Lineage: Eukaryota; Fungi; Ascomycota; Sordariomycetes; Hypocreales; Cordycipitaceae. The record is from RefSeq and is a predicted model, not a curated record.